CAAAGAUCUGUAGACAAGGAAAGAUCGUGACAACAUCUUUGUUAAAGAUCAAGGACAAGAACUGCAAGCUAAAAUGGACAAUUGUCCUGAGGACUUACUUGUACAUAUUGUCAAUUCAUCUCCUGAAGAGCAAAUGCUGGACAGCGCAUUUCGAGCAUGUGACUCAGAAGGGAUAGGAAAAGUAUCUGUGUCCCAGAUAAUUGAAUACUUGAAAAGGGUGACUGAUCCUAACUGCGAUGGAGAACGGCUUCAGAGCCUUUGUAACAUGCUUGAUCCAGAAAAUGAGGAGAACUUAAUAGAUUGGGAUACAUUCCGCACUGUUAUGACCAACUGGAUCGCUUCCUGCUGCCAAGAAAUGGAAUUAUGUGGCACAAAGAAUGAAGAAACACUUGUGAAAGACAAUUGCCACCCAUCGACAGAGAAGGUUCAUGUGGAUGAUGCUCAGCAGGAAGCUCAUGGUUGGAAUUUCCAGAAGUCCAUGGUAGAAAAUGUGGAUCUAAUCAGCAAAAUUAGAGAACUUGAUUUUGCCAACAAAAAAUUGAUUGAACAAAAGGCUAAACUUCAAAUGAGCCUAGAACUAGCAGAUGAAACCAGCUCCCAACUAACAGAAGAAAUCAGUGACCUGAAAAACAAGCUGAAAAGGAAAUGGAGAAGGUGUCAUUAAAUAACCAAAUACAAACUCUCCAAAAAGAGG
Pelobates fuscus (common spadefoot toad) is the source of this 694-nucleotide messenger RNA. It is a transcript of the gene KASH5, whose product is annotated as KASH domain containing 5. Gene Ontology annotation, molecular function: dynein complex binding; calcium ion binding. The coding region runs from base 74 to 664 and encodes 196 amino acids. The transcript has 7 exons. Gene Ontology annotation, cellular component: chromosome, telomeric region; meiotic spindle pole; lateral element. The record is from RefSeq and is a predicted model, not a curated record. Lineage: Eukaryota; Metazoa; Chordata; Amphibia; Anura; Pelobatidae. Gene Ontology annotation, biological process: chromosome localization to nuclear envelope involved in homologous chromosome segregation; spindle localization; spindle assembly.